GUCAACACUGCACACUCCCGCCCCAGCCGCUCCUGCCUCAACGCUCCCUCCCUUACUCUCACUCUCACUCUCGCACGCUUCUACAUUCGUUCACCCUUAGUUCUUCUUCUUUACGUGACAUCUUCCUUGUGUGUUUCCGGAAAGGGGAAGACUGUGAAGUGUUUUGUUUGAUUAUUAGUUAUAUAUUCGUGUGUCCUGGUACGGCGACUCAGAUUAAGCCAUGGUUUUGAAGGGUGCCGGAGCGGUUUUGCUGGCCCUGCUGGUGGCUGUAGCGGCGGAGGAGUGGUCUUGGGGCCCUGAUGAGAGCGCCCAGCCUGACCCUGACCCCGGCCCUGUCCCCGAUGCCUCCCUCACCCCUGAAGGCAAAGAGGAACCCGCCGAAGAGAGUGACCGUCAGGCGAGGUUCCUUGGUCUCGAGAAUAAGUUGUGCGCGUUGGGAAUCGGCAUAAACUGUCCCGGCAAAAAGCACUUGGACACCUCGCUGCCGCAGAAAGCCUCCAGCAGCUACACGUCCUACAACCAGCCAGGUGUUCACGCCGACAACCAGGUGACCAGCUCCUACACCAGCUACUCCGCCCCUUCAACCGGCCGCCAUCCCUCACCUCAACAUCCCCAAUUCAAGCCACCCCCACACCACCACAACCAUUACCACCAGGAGGAGGUUGUUCAGCAUCACCAUGAGCACACACAUAUCCACCACACGGCUGGGGGUGUUCCGGUUGGCCCCCAUCAACCUAAUAUACCCCAGCAGGGAAAUUUCAAGCCUCUGCCCCCUUCCCACGGUAACUUCAACCCCCUGCCUCCCUCCCACGGUGGUUUCAAUCCCUCUUCGCCCCACCCCCACCCUCAUCCUCCUCACCAUGGCCCCGUUGACAUAGAGACAGUCGUCCCCCAUGGAACACCCGGUAUCCCACUCCUCACCCCGGGGUACAGGGAGGAGUGUCUGUGUGUGCACGCCUCGCUCUGUGGCGAAUUCGACAUAGUUGGGCGUGAGGAGCCCGGAGACAUCCUCCACCUGAUCAACCCUCGCACACGCGGCGCUGAUAUUCUCUCCAACGACACGGUGGUUGAGGAUGAGGAGGUCGAUGCCAACACCACCACCACCACCACGACUACUGAGGCCCCGGAGGCUGAGGGCCGUGUCAAGAGGGACCUCCUGCCUGGUAACAACACAGCCGCCUUGGCCGAGGGGCGCGCCCUCCGCUACAGGCCUGGCGAUGCGGGCUGCGGGGCUGCCUACGUGUGCUGCCGCAACCCUCUCCCUCCCCACCGGCCCGUACACACCCCCUACACCUGCGGCCGCGGCAACCCUAGCGGUGUGUUGGCUAGGGUCAAGAACCCUGCGUACGUCCCAGGCACGGCUGCCUUCGGAGAGUUCCCGUGGCACGCCGCUGUACUCAAGAACUACGAGGAGUACGUGUGUGGAGGCGUGCUGGUGGACGACCGCCACGUGCUGACCGCCGCCCACUGCGUGCACGGACUGGCCACACACGACCUCAAGGUGCGCCUCGGGGACUGGGACGUGGCCGCCACCACCGAGUUCUACCGCCACGUGGAGCUCCCGGCUGAAUGGGUCGUCGUCCACCCCGAGUACUACGGCGGUGACCUCAGCAACGACCUGGCAGUUAUUAGGCUGAAGGGUUACCUCGACUUUGCUGCCAACCCCCACAUCGUCCCCGUCUGCCUGCCCCCCGCCUACGCCAGCUUCGUGGGCCAGCGAUGCGUGUCCACGGGCUGGGGCAAGGACGCCUUCGGGGACCACGGGUCCUUCCAGCGCAUCCUGAACAAGGUGGACGUGCCAGUCGUGGGCCGCAAGACCUGCGAGGCUGCCCUGGCCCACGCCCGGCUCGGCCAUAACUUUAGGCUGUCCGAGGGCGCCCUGUGUGCCGGGGGGGAGGCGGGGCGCGACACGUGUGAAGGCGAUGGCGGCGGCCCCCUGGUGUGCCCCGCCGGCCCCGGGGGCGCCUACCAGCUGGCCGGGCUGGUCUCGUGGGGCAUUGGGUGCGGGCGUCCUGGUGUUCCCGGCGUGUACGUGGACGUGGCUUACUAUGCCCGCUGGCUCCAUGACAUCACGUCCGUGCCCUGAGCACACUCACACACACACACACACACCAGCAGUCCUCGGUGUGGCCAGUGUAAGCAUACAUUAUGCUACUGUACGGCCUCUAUGGCUAAACAUUGUCCCUCUGUACCCUAGGUUACUAUUAUUUAUUAACGAAAUAUACACGUUUGUCGACGCCUUGUAUCAUUGUCACUCGAUAUAUUAUUAUCUGAAUGGAACAUGAAGUAGGCCACCCAGUCGGUCUCCAUAGGAUAGCUUCUUGCCAACGCCAACAUUACACUGCCUACCUAGCCUCCACCCCUUGCUUCUUGCUGCUCCCAUCUAGCAGUACCUAAUGCAAGUUAAAGCCCCUCACCUGUAGUUUGUAUUCUGUAGAUAUGCUUGAGAAAGAGACGAGUAGCCAGCUGUGGGCACCGCUCACUGUUUGUUUACCUCCGCGCGAAGCUGCCGAAGCACCGUUCCCAGCCCUCGAAGCAGUGCUGCCAAGACGGUGUGAAUAGACUACCUGCUAAACUCAGCAUAUCAAUAACAAAUCGUAAAGCAUACUAGAGAUGAUGACAUGAAAGAUAGGAGUAAGAUUAACACGAUAUCCAUUCAAAGCUGACGAGUCAAAUACCAUGAUAAACACACACACACACACAAAAAAAAAAAAAGUCCAUGAAUUGAGGGAAUUUUUGGUGCUUUCAACACUCUACAUAAGCAUGCCACUUAGUUAUGCAAGUAUUUUAGAAUAAAUUUGCCAAUUACUGACUGCAUCCCAUAAAAAGAUGCUAGGUUCUAAAAAAAAAAAAAAAAAUCCCAUGGUAAUACUUUUUCAUACAAUUAUUUUAACAAACUUUUUCAGUAGUAUGCACACAGACCUGCUUAAUAACACAAUACAUGAUGAGUCAAACGCACAGAGUGGAAGGCUUGAAAUAAUUUAAUCUAUACAUUUCAGUAACAAGAUACAAGUGAAGGCAAAGUAUAAUGUUAUCCAAGUUACAGGGACGAUGAGGGAUAAAAGACUCUACAAAACCAACAAAACACACACAAAGGAUAUAGAUUUAUACCUACUAAAGAUUAAUAUGGAUACAAAAAAUAUACCGAUGAAAAUAACAGCGGAUAAAACUUUCUUCCCUUAAAAAGAAUAAUGUCAUAUAUAAGACCUUUUGCUACCUAUAAUGUCCUACUGUGCAUAUAUUUGCACACGCGUUACAGGGAGACGGCACUGAUACAAAGUUAAGUAUCUAGUCAAGAGUAAGGCAUAUAACUCAGUCGAAGUGAGUGUUGGAGAAGCUUAACUCGUCUAAGUCAGCAAUUUUACAACAUGGAUUGCUAAUGACUAUAUUAAAGCUCAAUGUAUCAUAACUGAAAACCAGAUUAUCCUCAAACUGAAGCAAACAUCACGUGUUAUAGAUCAAGUCUGGAUGCAAUACUUCCAGUGAAUGGAUAUGGCGUAAUGUUUACCAGCAGUAUUGCAAGAAAUAGUAGUACCUUAUAAUACUCAGCCAAACAUCCUCUUUAUGCCAGUUAAUUUUGGCUUAUAAGGAUUGGUGCGGUACUUGCCCAUAACAUACACUCUCACCAUGUCCACUCACAGCAAAGCACUCAAGAGAAUCCAAUUUCUUUAACCAAAACCUUCUCUAAGAGUUCACAGUUCUUCACCAAUGAUACAAUUUAUAAUUUUCUGAAUACUCCUAUAAGAAGAAUACAUAUAUUCAUUCUAAGUUUAUAAAUCCACAGAGGAAUGGAUCUUACUGACCAAAUCUUAUAUUUCAUGUCCUAUCAUAUCAACCAAGAUGAGGAAAAUCAACAUGAGUCUGACAUUUGGUAUGUGUAAAAUAAUGGUUUUUAAUAUUCCUCCCUAUGCAUUUUCCUCAAUCAAAAUUGCAUUCUCUAGCAUGAGUACUGUUCCUAUAUUGAAAUUCAUAUACCAACUACAUAGCCACAAAUACAAUUAGGAUUAGGAGUGAUGCUAUUUCCUCUAUGAUGAGCAUUGAUGUUAGGAAAUGUAAGAUUCCUAAGACAAUAUCUUUGCCUGACAGAAUACAGUGGAAAGGAACAUUAGAAUGUCCUACAUGUAUCAGCUGACAAUGUAUUUGAGAGAAUUUAGGAAUUACAACCAAGAUCAAACAUGCAUCCUUUUAGUGCCAAGAGGAUGGAUAACAACUUGCUGAUGGAAAUGCCUGCCAGGCUUCCUAUCCCUAGUUAAAUACAAGUGCCUGCAUAGUCUCUCCAUGGGAUCUGCCCGCCCCAAGCACCCCUCAGCCAGUGCCUGCAUGUCACACUGUCAUGUAUGAAUUGUCACAUUUUACAACACACCAGCCUCUGACAUGCAUCACAUCCCCUGAAACAACAACAAGUCUGCAUGACACAUGCCAGCCCAUGUCAACUUUACCCCUGCAUGCCACACAUGGCUACAUUCCUGCCCCCCCCUGCAUGACACCCUAGCCAGCAUGACACAUGAGCCAGCACAGUAUCAAUCAAACAUUAACCUAAAGCUUUGCUUAAGUACAAUGGAAAACAGGUCAUGAAUUGAUCCAUUUAACAUUAUCAUACUAAUUGAAGUUCAAAUUGUACACAGCAUAUUGCCUAACAUCAUAGUAUUAAUGGCUUCAGAGUACAUUAAACUUGAAAAUAUAAAAUUUUGUUAUACAAAAAUCUGUCUAGCAUUGCUACAAACUAUAACUAUUGUACGUGUGGAUGCAAUAGUUCCAUAUGCUGUACAGCAAAAUUAAAGGUCUCUUUUUACAUUAUAAUAAUGCACCUGGAAGAGUUACACCACAAAUUUUACCAAUCAAGACAACAGACAGAUUCCAAACUUGACACAUCAGUGUUUGCAGCACAACACAACUAAACACAGGUGUGACAGGCAGUGAGCGGUGCUGUUAUCAAGAGAUUACUGACCCUUAACAAAUCAGACAAUGAUGGCAUUUACAAACCAUUCCUUUCAGAUAUUUAGUCUUGCUGAGUGUCGAAAAUUCUGUGAUGCCCUAAUACACAAACACAUGUGCAAACAGUCACAUGAUACAUGGAUGAAAAGUAUGUUCUAAUUAUCGUUUGUCGAUUCCUGUAAUGUAACCACUGUAUGGCGUAGCUACACAAAGCCAAAGAAAUAGUAGUUAUUCAAGAAAAUAGAUGACUUGAAAAUUCAUCAAAUACUAAGUCCUCCACAACUAUGAAGUGUAUAAAAAGAAUUUAUUACAAAAAAUAAAGAGAAAAAUCAUUUUUAAAAUAAAGCCAACUGAAUAUCCUUCAGUACACUUUUAUCUUUCCUAACCUCUACUUAAGGGUCUAGCACUGAAUGCAUCUAUGUAAUAUAUAUGUGUAGUACAUAUGCUCCUUUGCCUUGACACCAUACCCAGCAGUUGACGAGAGCAAUCAUCUGUUUUAUUAUGGUAUACACAGAGUCCUUGCCAGGCCGUGAAGCCUGUGAUGUCCACCACACCCGAAGCCACGCCAGGAAUACCAAGUGCUACAACCAAUUGUCACCACCUUAAAAAGAGGCCAUAAAACAAGAAGCGGACCUCAGGCCACUACAAGAGCCCACCCUGGCCUAGAUGCUGCUAAAAUAAUUUCUGAUAUCUUCAUGCACUCUGCAGCCUUUACCUUAUUUCAGCCAAAGAUUUAACAGAGAGAAAAUAAGUGUUGGAUUAAACAAAAUCUUGUAAUGGGUAAACAAUCAUGUACAAGGAUAAUGUGAUGUGGGAACUCGAGUGAGAAGCUGUACAUGUUGAUGGGAUGGAUUUUGGUACAGAAUGUGAUGGUGAUUCAGUCAGAAAGGACAAUACAGGUCACUUUAAUUGCUUGCAACUUUUUGUAAACUAGUUAACAUUUACACACUAUAAACUGCUGAUAUUUACAGAUAAAUUUGUGUUUCUGAAACAUAAUUAUAACUUCUGAGUUACAUAGCAAUAAACCACAUUUACAAAUUUACAGAUUUAUGUAUUAAGUCCCCUAAGUGCUUAUUAUUAUUUUUUAUGAUGGUGAUAACUCCAAAACAAGCAUAACCAUGUCCAGCAUUCCUGCAUCUUGAAGGCCUUCUACAAGCAAAGUACAGGUGUGAGUAGUAGAUGCAAAGAAAGCAUUGCCAGCAGACUUGAACAUGUAAAACUUUUAGGACACAUGUAAUGAAAGCUCUGCAGACAUGUGGCUGUAGCAGUACUUCUGUACUUUAACACACUGCUCAAAAGUACAUUUCAUUGCUGAGAGCUUAUUAAAACAUUUCUUUAAUACAUAUUAUGUGCAUUUCAUUGCUGAGAGCUUAUUAAAACAUUUCUUUAAUACAUAUUAUGUGUUAUUGGGUAUACAUUUGAAGCCUGGCAGACUUUGGUCACCGUCAUAUUGCUUACAUCCAAGCAACAAGUAAUUCCUUCAUUUAUGCCAUGACUUAGAAAGUGCAAAUGAGAUCCCUUUUCUUUCUGACAGACUUGGUAUAUCCCAAAAUUUCCUGAUUAUUGAAUAAAGAGCCAGUAAGCUUUGAAUGGACCCAAGGAUACAACAUUUUCUUUCUCCCUCACACAAAGUUUUCCAUUGAUCUGCUUCCUGGGCAAUACAGCCAAUAAACAGGAGUUCAUCACCUUGUGAUUUGGAAUUACUCAGCAGGUUUAUGCUACUGGAAUGUCAAAAGUAGUCUAAUGACAGUUUACUUCAGGGGAAAUGUGUCAUAUGCAGCCAGUCAAACUAUCAGGUUAUCAUUUAGAAGAAACAUUCUGCCAAAGCAUCUUUGACUUAAGCAACAGUUUGUAAAAUUCACAAUACUAUACACUUUGGUGCAAACAGUGAGAUUAACAAAUUUAGUUCUGAAUGUUAAACUAGUGGCUCGCUGGUUAAAAAUCAGCAUAAGCUGUUAUACCUAUGAGCUACAGAAUGUUCCUGAUGUUAACAAUAUUACCGAGAGCUUGGACAUUAAUGAUUGACUUUUUACACAUGCAGGAUUACGCAAAUAUCCAUUUUUUCUGAAGUGGUGCUAAGAUUUUACAAGGAGUUAAGUGACAGUUCCAUGCCUAUUCAGGGAGCCUUGAUCAACAGUCCCUGCCUUGACCGAUGAGGAUCUAAUCGUGAUGCUCAAAACUUGCACAUAAAGUAUAUCUGUAUCUCUACUUAAAAAUGUGCUCCAUAAAUAUGAUCAACAUUACAAUGAAAUAUUAUCAUUACAUGGCCAGAGAACAGCACUAGUGGAGAGCAUCACUAAGUCACUGCAUAGAUCAGGGGACACCAGGUGACUCACGGCUGUUAACACCCUCAUGUUCCUUUCCUGGUUUGGUUACUCAAAUUCUGCUCCACCAUCACACACUUACAAUUCAUGACUAAGGCACAUACAAAUAACCUUUUUGUAUUUGAUGGAGACUGUUGGAUUUAUACAGUUAAUCCCAUCUCAAAACCAGGACACCCCCUUUAUUGUAAUUUUGAUAUACAGUACUAUUCUAAAUUUCUAAAUCAUUUAUCCAAAUGCAAGUUUUCAAACCCUUAUAUGAAUGUUACUAAUUUGACAAAUUUGACAACACAAGGAAUGCCUGUUUUACAAUAUACCUAAACUAUAUCCUUGAUGCACCAGCUGAUACAGGUUGAACCUCAGUUUGACAGAAACCCAAAAAUAUGAUAGAUUCAAAUGGUGAACAGACUACGGAUCUUGAGCGGCCGGCUCCAACCUCCAUCAACUGCCGUAACACAUGACUCUUAACUUGGCACACUCUGCUGCUUUAAACCAUAGGUUUUCAUGAUAGAAAACGUCCCUAAAUGAACAAGUUCUUUCAUGCAAUACAUUCUGGAUAUUGUAUAAAAAAUAUCCCUAUGUGAUCUAAGACUGUUGGGUCUCAGACAGAAACAUAUUGCUAUUCUCAAAGUAUUAGCUGAACUCAGAUAUGCUGUAUCAGUUCUAUAAGAAUUCACAUUUGAUGCAAUUUCUAUAACUAUCAACAAGUGUUCAAUCUGGAGGUGGAAAACACCUGUUUAGUGGGUAAAAUUUAAUUCAUUGUCUAUAUAAUGUUAUAUUUGCUAAAAAGUUUAUGAACAUUGUAUUUUACAUUUCAACCUCCAGUGUAGCACAACCUUGGCCUUCCUGUCCUCAUAAAGUGAGGUUCAACCUGCCAAACAGGUUACAUUUCAAUUUCUAUUUUUCUUUAUCCGAAGCAUCUCUCAGUAACUGAAUCCACCUUCAGAUACUUUAAAUAUACUUCAUCACUUUAAACGUGCAUUGCAAGAAGCUCAUUGUUGGACAUUUUGAAUAUUCAUGCAAAAAAAGGGAGUUCUGAAACUUAUCAGUGUCUACACUGUGCCAAAAUGUGUUAACAGUGAGUUACUUUGUCUAAGUAAGCAUGACAGUUCAUGUUCUACUGAAACACACACAAAUUUAUGUAAAACACCGAUGAAGAAAAUUUACAACUUGACUAAGUAUCAAGAAUUUUACAGGAUGAAUAAAACAUACAAAAAAAUCUUGAGUGGCUUCUUACAAACUUCUUAUAAUACUGUACAUAACUGAUCUAAUUCAACUAUGGAUGUCUUAAUAUACUCAAAAAAAAACAAAAAAACAAAA
Molecule: messenger RNA, 8576 nt
Organism: Eriocheir sinensis (Chinese mitten crab)
Lineage: Eukaryota; Metazoa; Arthropoda; Malacostraca; Decapoda; Varunidae
Product: serine protease filzig-like
Exons: 6
Coding region: 221-2086 (621 amino acids)
Biological process (GO): proteolysis
Molecular function (GO): serine-type endopeptidase activity
Source: RefSeq, a predicted model, not a curated record